GGCGGAGCAGCAUCCGUCUUUUCGGCUUUCGGCUCGGAGGAGGCAACGGUGCAACUUUCUUCGGUCGUCCCGAAUCCGGGUUCAUCCGACACCAGCCGCCUCCACCAUGCCGCCCAAGUUCGACCCCAACGAGGUCAAAGUCGUGUACCUGAGGUGCACCGGAGGCGAGGUCGGCGCCACAUCCGCCUUGGCCCCGAAGAUCGGUCCUCUGGGUCUGUCCCCGAAGAAAGUUGGCGAUGACAUUGCCAAGGCUACCGGUGACUGGAAAGGUCUCAGAAUUACAGUGAAACUGACCAUCCAGAACAGACAGGCCCAGAUCGAGGUGGUGCCCUCUGCCUCUGCCCUGAUUAUCAAAGCCCUCAAAGAGCCGCCGAGAGACAGGAAGAAGCAGAAGAACAUUAAACACAGUGGGAACAUCACUUUUGAUGAGAUUGUCAACAUUGCCCGGCAGAUGAGACACCGGUCUUUGGCUAGAGAACUUUCUGGAACUAUCAAGGAGAUCCUGGGUACCGCACAGUCUGUGGGCUGCAAUGUGGACGGCCGCCACCCUCAUGACAUCAUAGAUGACAUCAACAGUGGUGCAGUGGAGUGCCCAGCUAGUUAAGAAGCAAAAAGAAAAUAUUUCAAUAAAAGACUAUCUGAUAACCAGUGAA
Messenger RNA from Mus caroli (Ryukyu mouse), 653 nucleotides. RefSeq names its product ribosomal protein L12 (gene Rpl12). Gene Ontology annotation, biological process: translation. Gene Ontology annotation, molecular function: structural constituent of ribosome; large ribosomal subunit rRNA binding. Lineage: Eukaryota; Metazoa; Chordata; Mammalia; Rodentia; Muridae. The record is from RefSeq and is a predicted model, not a curated record. Gene Ontology annotation, cellular component: ribosome; cytosolic large ribosomal subunit.